UAUCGGGAACGCGACAUGUGACGUAAGCGACUUGCCGCGCAGUGAUGAUGGCGGUGCGUGAACGCGCAGUUAAAGUAAUGGCUGCUUUGGAUCGGCGGAUACCUAGCCUCGGUGAUUUCGUGGGUCAAAGCUGGAGUGCCUGGGCCGACUGGGCUGGGGUGAUCACGGCGGAUGGGUCUGAUGUGGAUGAGUGCAGCAAGAAUGGCAAAAAGGCUGCAGAGGCUAUGUCGCUUUGUAAAGAGGACAUGUCCAUCUUUGGUCUCUAUCCUGCCCAUGAUGACUUCUACUUGGUGGUAUGCAGCCAUUGUGGCCAAGUGGUGAAGCCACAGGCGUUUGAAAAGCACUGUGAACGGAGACACGCUCCUCUGGCCAAGCUGUAUGGCCGACUGCGCUCCCCCACACCUGCACUUCAGCCUCAGAGGCCCCACCAUGGCCACUCUCCUUCUCAUGGAACCAACGCCMCUCCUACUUCACUAUGGGAGUUUCGAGGACAGGGGGUUGUGCAGUCCCGUGCAGCCCCCCCAUCACCCUCCACCCCACCUCAGRACAGACACACCAAGAUCCCCAAGGAUGGAGUACGACAUUCUCCACUGGACAAGUCCCCCCACAGCAGCCACACGGAGUUCAAGCAGCCGUUGCUUCUCGAGCCUCCUAACAUGCCUCCACCUCCAUCACUUCAAGAUCCACCAUGGCCACAUGGAGCUCCUCCUGCUGGCAGGCCUUCCCUCAGCGACAGGCAGCCCACACAGAAGAAGGAGUCAGCUCAGGCCUCUGCAGUGACGGCUCAUCGGAUUCCCAGACCCUACAACAAAGUGGCCUCCAAUCCAUUCCAUCCACCAGCGCAGGAAGGUGGUGGGCCGCACCAAGAACUUUGACCAACUAGUGGCAGAACUCAAGAUGAAGGUUCGAGAGAAAGGGGCUCAAGCCCUGGAGGGAGGCUCCUCCACUGGAAGGUCCCCCAGCCCUGAGGCCCCCAGGGAACAGACUGCUGGUCCACACUGCAGGAGACCUCUGACCAGCUUUCCUGCUUUCAGUCGACCUGUGCCUGAGUACAGCUCAGAGGAUGAGAAGCACCGACAAGAUGAAGCUAAUGUCAAAGCCUCCUCCCCUCUGGUCCACGGAAACAUCUCCAGUGAUGACAGUGAGGCAGAAGGACCUGAAGACCUCUCUGAGUUUCCAACUUCUACUGCACAUCCCAGACCUGUAGCA
Messenger RNA from Austrofundulus limnaeus, 1209 nucleotides. RefSeq names its product ataxin-7-like protein 2. NCBI's taxonomy places the organism in Eukaryota, Metazoa, Chordata, Actinopteri, Cyprinodontiformes, Rivulidae. The record is from RefSeq and is a predicted model, not a curated record.